ACGCAUAACCCAACAAUCGGCACUGCCUAACGAAGUGCAUGUUAAAUUUGUAGGACAAAUAUUCACAUUUUUUAACAAAAUUUUUUAGUAAACUAUGUCGGACAAUGACUUAGACGCUUUGCGCGCUCAGCGCAUGUCACAGUUGCAGUCCCAGCUCGGCGGUGCCGGCGGCAACGAUGGCGAGAAACAACAACAGCAACAGGAACAGAUGCGCGCCCAAGAGGAAAUGAAGCACUCAAUAUUGUCUCAAGUGCUUGAUCAACAGGCACGAGCCCGCUUAAACACACUCAAAGUCAGCAAGCCAGAGAAAGCUCAAAUGUUCGAGAACAUGGUCAUUAGGAUGGCACAAAUGGGCCAGGUGCGCGGGAAGCUAGACGAUGCACAAUUUGUUAGCAUAAUGGAGAGUGUGAAUGCCCAAAUGCCGCAGAGCAAAGCAACGGUUAAAUACGACAGACGACGAGCUGCCAUAGAUAGCGAUGAUGAGGACUAUGGUUGCUGAUUGGGAAGAGAAACUCUAGCUAUGCUAUUUUAAGUUGCCUCCUAAGAUCCCAUUUAUAAUGCGUUGCACUUUAUAAAUUACCUAUUAUUUUUAUUAUUAAAUUAAUUUUUAACUCAA
This is a messenger RNA of Scaptodrosophila lebanonensis, 616 nucleotides long. It is a transcript of the gene PDCD-5, whose product is annotated as programmed cell death protein 5. The record is from RefSeq and is a predicted model, not a curated record. Gene Ontology annotation, cellular component: nucleus; cytosol. Bases 95 to 499 code for a protein of 134 amino acids. Gene Ontology annotation, molecular function: DNA binding. NCBI's taxonomy places the organism in Eukaryota, Metazoa, Arthropoda, Insecta, Diptera, Drosophilidae. The transcript has 3 exons.